AUGAGCGCCCCGGCCACCGCCACCGCCGCCGCCGUGAGCGCCCCGGCCACCGCCCGCGCCGACCCCGCCGCCGGCCCCAGCCUCGCCCCGCUGCUGCACACCCUGGAGGACCCCGCCGCCCCGCCGGGGGAGCUCACGGACGCGCACCUCACCAUCGUCAGUCGCCUGAGUGGUGAAGGAGGCAAAGUAUUCACUGCAGAUGUCAGAAAACACUUUCCUCAGCUCUGCAAAGUGUUUAAGGCACACAUUUCCAGUCCAAACUCCGAGCUUAGUAAUGCAGCAUUGCAGGCCUUGGGAUUCUGCACUUUUAAUUCAGCUAAUACAGCUGAAUUGUCUGCCCCCGAAAUGCAGGAUUUGCUCUCGGCAGUGAACGGCGUCGCUGUGAAAUCCUCAGACAAAAACACCUGCACUCGGGCACUUUGGGUGAUCUCCAAGCAGGCCUUUCCUCCUGAAGUUGUAAAAAAGGAGGUGUCCAAUAUUCUCUCUACCCUGGAAACAAUCCUUACCAAAGGAGAUGUGCAGUCUGUUGUGGUUGAAUAUGAAGCACUUAAUGUCAUCAUACGCCUGAUGGAGCAAACCCCAGCCCAGAUGGGAGAGGAGGCUGUGAGGUGGGCAAAGCUCAUCAUCCCUCUGGUUGUCCACUCUGCUCACAAGGUGCAGCUGCGAGGGGCCACUGCCCUGGAGAUGGGAAUGCCACUGCUCCUGCAGAAACAGCAGGAGGUGGCAGCUGUCACCGAGCACCUCAUGACCACAAAGUUGAUUUCUGACCUUCAGAAAUUGUUUUCUGCAAAAAACGAGACUUUUGUGCUGAAGUUGUGGCCGCUGUUUGUCAAACUGCUUGGAAAGACUCUUCAUCGCAGUGGGAGUUUCAUCAACUCCCUGUUGCAGCUGGAGGAACUUGGAUUUCGGAGUGGCUCCCCAGUGGUAAAGAAAAUUGCCUUCAUUGCAUGGAAGAGUCUCAUAGAUAAUUUUGCUCUAAACCCAGAUAUCCUGUGCAGUGCUAAAAGGCUGAAAUUACUGAUGCAGCCCCUGAGCUCAAUCCAUGUGAGAACAGAGGCUCUGGCACUGACCAAGCUGGAGGUCUGGUGGUAUUUACUCAUGAGGUUGGGAACUCACCUGCCUUCAAACUUUGAACAGGUCUGUGUCCCAUUAAUCCAAAGCACUCUGAGUCUGGAUCCUGCUGCUGCAUUCCCAGGAACCCCCUCACGCCUUCCAGCCAACCAGAGCUUGGGCUCAGCCACCCCUGGGCAGAAACCAGGUCCUUAUCCAUUGGUGAGUCCAGCCACCCCGAGGAUAAACCUGAAUUCCAGCCCAGCAGGAGGGGUGAUGUUUUCUUCCAUCCAGCUCUUGGGCAUUGAAAUGCUGCUGCACUUCUUGAUGGGACCAGGAGUUUUAGAUUUUGCUAAGCAAAACAAACUUGUACUCAGUUUAGAGCCUCUCCAGUCCCCGCUGAUCAGCAGCCCCUCUUUUUUCUGUAAGCAUGCCAGCACACUCAUCAAUGCAGUGCAGGAUGGCUUUAUUGCAAUUGGAAAAGAAGUUCCUGAUUGUAUGCUGAAUGUUAUAUGGAAGGACAUAAAUGGAUAUGUAAAAACAGCAAUUGAAUCAGGAAAUAAGAAAGAAAAGCAAGGGUCAGAAAUCCUCACUAUGUUGCUCCAGGCCUUAAAAAACAUUGUGAGAUCAAGCUCUCUUCCUGUGCAGAAAAUACUGUCCCUCAUUGAUAUUACUGUUAAGGAGUUGCCUCCAAAAGUAUUGGGAUCACCAGCUUAUCAGGUUGCUGAUAUGGACCUUUUAAAUGGAACACCAGCUUUGUUCUUAAUCCAGCUGCCUUUCCAUAACAACCUCUUGGAAUGCUGUGUAACAGAUGAGAGAUUCUUUGUGAUUCUGGAAACACUUGUGGGUUAUGUCCUGUCUGGGCCCACAUCUCCCCUGGCUUUCAGUGAGUCUGUGAUUUGUGUCAUCAACCAGAGCUCCAAGCAGGUGGAAAACAAGGAGCACCUUUGGAGGAUGUGGAGCAUUGUUGUUAAUCCUCUGACAGAAUGGAUUAAUCAGACCAAUGAAGUGAAUCAGGGGGAUGCCCUGGAGCACAACUUCAGUGCUGUGUACAGUGCAUUGCUGCUGCCAGUGUCACACAUCUUCCCCACUCAGGGCUUUCCCCAGCCAACCAUGAAGUCCCUGCUGCGCUCGUGGUCGGAGCUGUACCGAGCCUUCGCGCGCUGCGCUGCCCUGGUGGCAACAGCCGAGGAGAACGUGUGCUGUGAGGAGCUGUGUGCCAAAAUUAUGGCUGGGCUAGAAGGUGAAACUCCAGUAAUGUUUUCCAUGAUGGAAGGUCUCACCCACGUUGUCUCAGUCAUGGUUGACUGCAUCAACUUUGCUCCAUAUGGUACCAAAUACCAGCCAAAAACCAGAUCUCCACAGACACCUUCAGAUUGGUCUAAGAAGAAAAAGGAGCCCCUGGGCAAACUUGCCUCUCUCUUUAAGCUCCUGGUGCUGUUACUGGACUCCUUCCACGUGUUCAGCUCCCAAGAAACCUGUUCAGAAACACUGAUCUCUGUUGGCCCUUCAGUCCUUGCUGCUCUUCACAACAUCAUCAGCCACAUUUCGCUGCCCUCAGUGAUGGGGACCAUGUUUGCCAUUUUUUCCAAGCCCCUGGCAGUGUUUUAUGAAAAAACCAAGCUCCCUGAGGUACCCAAAGUCUACAGUAAUCUUAACAACAAGCUUGAGAAGCUGCUGGCAGAGAUUCUGCAGUGUCUGCAGUCCCACUGCACGGGUUCCUACGACAGCGAGAUGCUGGAGCAGCUCUCCCCACUGCUCUGUGCAGGGUUCCAGCACAGGAGCAAACAGCUCAGGAACCAGUGUGCCCAGUUCUGGAAUUCCACCUUUGCCAAGGCUGCCUCACUCACAUACCCUGAAGAGUUAAAAUCUGUGUUAAGCCAAGCCAAAAAGAAAGUUCCUCUGCUGCUGCCUGGCUUUGAAAGCAUUGAGAUGGGUGAAGAAUGCAGUGGGCCCUUCUCUGACACGAUGGAAAAUUCCCAGCUGGAUGCAAAGAUGAGUGGAAUGGAAGUGAAGCUGGGUCAGAAACGAGAUUCUAUAUUGGCACAGAUGAGUGACCAGAAAAACGAUGGGAAAGACAAGUCCAGUAACGUGCAAGUAACACCUGCAAAGUUAAAACUAGAAUUUGCAUCUUCGAAGACUCCAAGUGAGAUACUUCUGGAAGAGGAGAAAUCAGCUGAUUUUGUGUUUAUUCCUCCAGAAACAAAAGCAAGAGUAUUGACAGAACAUCAGAAAGAAGUGCUGAGGUCAAAGAGGGUUGACAUUCCUGCCAUGUACAACAAUUUGGAUGCAUCCCAAGACACCACCUUAUUUUCUCAGGAUACUCAAAGCCAGGAGGAUUCUUUGGAAGUAUCACCUUUAACAGAAAAUGCCAAAGAAGAUACUGAAAGCAAGCCUCAGGAGGAAAAUGCCAGGAGUGAAGGGUGUCCCUCGGGGGAGAGCGAGGGGGAGUCACAGAACCACACAGCCGAGAUGGUUCCAGAGGAGCCAUCAGCUGGAGAGCAACUGGAGACAAGCUCUGUGGAAGCAGCUUCCAAGGAGACCUCGACAGGGAACGAAAACACUUCCAAUGCCAGCAACAGCUCAGCUUCCAGUGAUAUAAUUUCUGGGACCCCGCAGCCCGUGAGCCGCCGGCAAUCCUUCAUCACCCUGGAGAAGUUCAGCGGGGCAGAGAACAGGCCCUUCAGCCCAGCACCACUGAACACCUUCUCAGAGCUGCCCAGAGGGGCAGACAAACAGGAAAAUACAAGUGCAAGCAAGACCAGUGCUAAAGCAGAGAAAUCUGGAGAAGAAAACAAAAAGCCUUCGGAUGCGGAGCCAGAGUCCAUGAUCACGGCGAUCCGGAGGCUCACGCGCCGGCAGAGCAAGAUGGAGCUCCAGGGAAACAAGUCCAAGCUGCUGAACAGGUCAGAACAGGAAUCUCUUGCCUCUGACAGCAUGGAGAGUACUCCUGAGCUGUGCUCCACAGUAGAGGACGUGGAGCAAAUCCUCCUGUCCCAGUCGCAGGCUCUGCACUCCACAGAGGCAGACAUCAGGAAAGUCGAGGACACCAUUGCGGAGAUAGAGAAGGCCCGGGCCUUGGACAUGGAUUCCAAGGAAAACACCCCCCCAGACACCACCACCUCACCCGACCAGGCCACGGGGGAGGACUCCCAGGUGCCACAAGUGUCCCCUCAGCAGAAGGUGCUCCGACGUUCCUUGAGGCGCCGGUCGGAGACCGCGGAGAGCUCCUCGGGGAGCCAGGACAAGGAGGAGGGGAUCCAAAGGAGGGACAGGCGGAAAGAGGAUGACAAGUCUGGGCAGAAGAAGGUGUCACAGCCUAAGGAUGAUGGAUCCCAAAAGCAGAAGGGGAUUUCUGGGAAAACAGCAGAAAAGAUGAGUACAAAAGAGAGCAGCCAACCCGAGAGAACUGCGGAGGACCGGAGUUCCAAGGACUCUCCUGCUUCCAGGGGCCUUGAUGAGGAAGGGAGCAGGCAUGGCAGGAGGGCAGAAGAGCCCCUGAAGGCUGAGGGGGAAGGUCAGGACAGCAGCCCGAAGGCGGUGGAGCGCCCUCGGUACCACACCAGGAGAGCUGCCCAAGGGUUGCUCUCCAGCAUAGAGAACUCGGAGUCUGAGGGCUCUGCCAAGGAGGAAAGCACAAGGAAGAGAAAAUAUGUGAAAGUGAAAACCAGAAGUGAUUCUCAGGAAGGCAAAUUGAAAGGUGGGCAGCCAGGAAGCCAUAGCCAGGAGGUGUCUUCCCAGGAAAAUGAAACUCAGAGUCCACUGGAAGCAAAUAAAGGGGAAGCUGAAAUCAGCACAGCUGAACCAUUUGGGCUUGAAAAGCAGGGAAUUCCUCCCACUGCUGGUGAGGUUGUGGGAUUUGCCAGCUCUGGGAAUCCACCUGCUGCUCAGAAUGCCAGUGAGGAACAAAACCAGAGUGACACAGUGAUGGAGUCACUGCCCAGCCCCUCUGUGCCUGAGCAGGACGGGAAAGCAGCACAGGAGAACCAGCUGGAGGAGAGGCAGACAAGCCCAGGGGGCUGUGCAGCAGCAGCAGAUGCUUCAGGGGCUGAGCAUUCCUCCCUGCAAACCCCUGAGUGUCACAGCAAAAGGAGCAGGAGGGUGAAAAAAACCAAGAGCUGCGAUUGCUGUUUUAAAAAGCCAAAGCAACAAAUAACAUCGUUCACUGAAUCCAGAAAGAGGAAAACUCCUGAGCCAGAUGAGCUCCAGCUCACCCCGGAUCAGACACCUGGAGGUGACUCAAAGCUGUGUGGGCACUCAGAUUUUGAGGAGAGCUUCUCCCUGGCACCCUGUGCCAUGAGCACUCCAGUGUGUCCCCCAAAGGAACCCAGGACGGGCGACUUGGAAAGCCAGGGAACACGUGUGGAUAAUCUGCAAGGAAGCUGUGUUGGGAUGGAGGUGGAGCCAGAGAAUCCAGAGUGUUCAGCAGGUGAAACUACUGACUCCAUAGAGGAAAUAAAGGAAGCUGCUCAUCAGAAGGAGCCAACGGAGCAGGUUCUGCCAGGGGGUGUUCCAGGGGAGCCUGGUGAGAGCUGCUUGGCCAUGGAGAGCCAAGGGGAAGGACCAGCAGCUCCAGAAAAGGAUGGAACAGCUACUCCAGAAAAAGAUUUAACAAUGGCUCCAGAGAAGGGGGGACCAGCAGCUCCAGAGAGAGAGGAACCAGCAGCUCUGGAGAAGGAGGAGCCAGCAGCUCUAGAGAAGGAGGAAACAGCAGCUCCAGAAGAGGAAAUAACAAUGGCUUCAGAGAAGGACGAACCAGGAACUCUGGGGAAGGAGGAACCAGCAGCUCUAGAGAAGGAGGGAAGAGGAGCCCCAGGGAAGGAGGAACCAGGAGCUCCAGAGAAGGAGGAACCAGGAGCUCCAGAAAAGGAAGAAAUAAUUCAGAAUGGACAACUGGAGGAGGUGCCUGAGGAACUGCCUGUUGAUAGCAAACCUGAGGAAAAGGAGAUCAACAAUCUGGAAGGCAAUCAGGAUGAUAAAGGAGAAGCUGAGAAUACUGCAGGAGAAACUGGUGUUAUUCCAGAGAAAGAGAUGAAGGAGGAAUUCAUGGAAACUGAAAUAACAAUGUCUGAAAAUGCAGUUUUGGAAAAUCCCAGCAUGGAGUCACCUCUGAAGGCAGAAGGUGAUGCUUUGGUGCCGGUGAAUGAGAGCCCCACCAGCAUCCAGGCCCGCUGCACGUGGUCUCCCUCAGCUUCCCCUUCCACCAGCAUUUUGAAGAGAGGUGCAAAAAGAAGUCACCAAGAUGAUGAGUCCCUGUCACCUGCUCAUAAGAUCCGUCGGGUGUCCUUUGCAGAUCCCAUCCACCAGGCGGGGCUGGCAGACGACAUCGACAGGAGGAGUCCCGUGGUCAGAUCCCACUCCUCACCCUCUUCCAAAAGCCUGAAAAUCUUAUCCAAUAUUCAGACUAAGCACAUUACCACUCCAACCAAAGGAUUUCUGUCCCCAGGAUCUCGUACCCUUAAAUUUAAGAGCUCAAAGAAGUGUUUAAUUACAGAAAUGGCCAAGGAGCCUCUGCCAUGCCCUAUGGAACACGUGUACCCAGCCUUGGCUGGCUGCAAAGCUCCUGUUGAUGUCAUUUUACCCCAGAUCACAUCAAACAUCUGUGCCAGAGGUUUGGGGCAGCUCAUCCGAGCCAAGAACAUCAAGACCGUGGGGGACCUGAGCUCUCUGACAGCCCUGGAAAUCAAAACCCUCCCCAUCCGCUCUCCCAAAGUCUCCAACGUCAAAAGAGCUCUCAAGGGAUAUCAUGAGCAACAGGUGAAGUCUCGAGUGUCUGAGGAAAUGGUGGUGCUUGAAGAUGCUGAAAAGCCUGUAAAUGAUGUGGAGGACAAACCACUCUGUGUAGAUGAAGAGAAACUUGGAACAGACCUGGCUGAGCCAACCGUGCCCAACAUGAGUGACCAGCCCCCGGCAGAUCUCCUGAGCCAGAUCCAGGCCCUCUCUGCCCAGCUCAGCUCUGAGGAUCUCCACAGCUAUUCUGGGAGCCAGCUCUUCGAGAUGCAGGAAAAACUUGCUGGCAUGUCCACCUGCAUCCUGAAAAACCUGCAGUCCCGCUGGAAAUCCCCCCCCCACGACAGCUCCCAGUAGGAGCUCAGUAAGGAGGAUUUUGUUACAACAUGUUUUUUCCCCACCCCCACCUUGUUUUUCUUACUGGUGAAUUAUUCCUUAAACUGUGCAUUUUGAACAGAAGAUAUUUUUUAACUCCUACAUCAAUUUAUUGUCAUGGGAUUGUUGUUUUUUUUUCCUUAUUCUUUUUGUUGUUGUUGUUGGUUUUUCCCCCCCCUAAUUUGUGGGACUGCUUCAUCCCUGGCAGAGGUAUUUGUCUUGUGUUGCUAUGCAUAUUUCUUUCAGGUAGUGAAAGAAAGCUUGACAAGAGUUGUGCAAUAGCAAAGAGACUGUGAAACCAAACCAACAGAGUAGUUAAAUUAUUUUUUCAAACCCGAAGUGUUCUUAGUGCUGCAAACUCUUCCUGUGGGGGCCAGAGCCGCAUCUCCCAGCUCUGCUCCUCUGCUGCCCGGGGGGGUUCCUUUGAGCUGCUCAGACUCUGCCAGAGCAGCACCUGUGAGGUGAGCUGGGCUUAAUUCCUUGCAGCAGGAACCUGGGAUUUGUACUGGAUCUAUUUUUCCACGUAUUUUUGUACGACUCACACUAAGAAGUGACAGGACGGGCGUGCACAGACUCUGCUGAGCCUCCCGGGCUCUGCCCCGUGUCCGUGGGUGGCAGCAGUUCUCCUGGUGGGAGAAGACUUUUUCCUUGGGGAAAUGAAUGAAUUUGGCAAGAAGCUUCUUGUAUAUUGUGUACAGACUGACAGCAGAUGUUUGGUUACUAAUUUAUGAUUGGGGUUUUAAUUGCAUGGAAUGCAUUGCUGCUUCUCCGAGACCUUCAGCGAGAGUUCCCGGGCUUUCCUCUGGAAUUCUGAUCUGUAUAUAUUGUACUGUAGCUAUCAGAGUGGCUGUUUAUUGGAAGGAACUGCUGCAGGUGGUUUUUAGGACUUACACAUGGGCAAAUAAAAGAGAAAAUAGUUCCCAAACUUGUUCAUGUCCUCGUGGUUUGGUGUUUGUGGGGUUUUGCUUGUUCAGCUCCCCCUCGGCAUUGCUUUGGAUUCCCAAGGCUGGGAGGGACCUUGGAAUGUCUCCAGUGCUGCUGUAAGGUGGGAGCAGGUCCUCAAGGAUGUGAUGGGAUCAUCAGCAGGGUUCUGAGUAUUCUGUUUGAGUGUCUCAUGGACAAAAGGAACAGGACAAAGAGGUGGCCUGGAGCUGUAAUGGGAAGUUGGCUGUAGGGUUUUGUGCUUCCCUGGAAAUGUUACUUUGGUUCUAAAUCAAAAACACUUCUGAAGUGUUUUCAGCUCUUACAUCCAGUGAUCUGUGAGAUCAGUUCCUGCUUUCAGCACAAGGGAACACAUCCAUCCUACUGCAGAAACAUCAGCUUUAUUCUGUCACUAAUUUACAAGAAAUAACAGCUUUUGACCCCAGAACAGUUGCAUGAAGAACACAUUCAUGAGACCUCAGCAAGCAAGAGGAGAGGGUUUCUUUUUCCCCUCCCCAAAUAAAUUGGUUUGAAACACUAA
Molecule: messenger RNA, 8617 nt
Organism: Neopelma chrysocephalum (saffron-crested tyrant-manakin)
Lineage: Eukaryota; Metazoa; Chordata; Aves; Passeriformes; Pipridae
Gene: RIF1
Product: replication timing regulatory factor 1
Exons: 35
Coding region: 1-7137 (2378 amino acids)
Biological process (GO): telomere maintenance
Cellular component (GO): nucleus
Source: RefSeq, a predicted model, not a curated record